Molecule: messenger RNA, 1447 nt
Organism: Nicotiana tabacum (common tobacco)
Lineage: Eukaryota; Viridiplantae; Streptophyta; Magnoliopsida; Solanales; Solanaceae
Source: RefSeq, a predicted model, not a curated record
UAUCUUGUAUCAAAUGAGUUGAAGAGCCCUUGCAUUUAGGCGCUACAGCUGCUACAACUCAGAAAAACAUCCUUCUCAAGAUGGUGCAUGGAAUUCUGAAGAAAUUGCCGGAAGAUGUGUUUAUUCUUAUACUUUUGAAGCUUCCGGUAAAAUCUCUUAUCCGAUUUAAAUGCAUCUCUAAAACAUGGUACAUUCUAAUGCAAUCGUCCACAUUCAUCAACCUUCAUCUCAACCACGCUAUAAAUGCGAAAGACGAAUUCAUUGUCUUCAAGCUCUCUUUUCAAGAAGAUCCCUUCCAACAUAAAACUAUCUUGUCUUUUCUAUUCGGUGAUGAUGAUGAUGAUUAUCUUACCCCUGUUUCACCAGAUCUGGAUGUGCCAUAUCUGACAUCCACUUUUAGCAGCAACUAUGAUCAACUUAUUGGCCCUUGCCAAGGUUUGAUAGCUUUGAUAAAUAUUGUUGACACCGUCUUAUUUAAUCCAGCUACUAGAAAUUAUAGAUUGGUACCACCAUGUCCUUUUCCGGUUCCAAAAGGUUUCCGUCGUUACGUUGAUGGUAUUGGGUUUGGCUUUGACUCACUUGCGAAUGAGUACAAAAUUGUUAUGAUUUCCGAAGUUUAAAAUGAUCCUCCUUACUGAGAUCCAUUUACGAGGGAGGCAAGAGUUGAAGUUUAUGAUAUGAGCACGGAUUCCUGGAAAGAAAUGGAGAACGUUGAUCAAGAAUUGCCCAGGGUUUAUUGGGCUCCUUGUUCUCUGGUAUUUUACAAGAGGGCUUGUCAUUGGCUUGCAAUUGCACCAAAAGACAAAUUGACAAUUCUUUGUUUUGAUAUGAGCACAGAGGCUUUUUACAAUAUUAAUAUGCCUAAUACUUGCAAUUCCUAGAACGGGCCGCGCUAUGGCCUAGUGGUCUUAAACGAGUCUAUAACAAUGAUUCGUUACCCUAAUCCAAAACCUGAGUAUGAUCCAACACAGGAUUUAAUGCAGAUAUGGAUAAUGAAAGAGUACGGUGUAUAUGAGUCUUGGAUCGAAAAAUACACAGUUAGACCUUUUCUUAUUGAAUCCCCAUUAGCAAUUUGGAAGGAUUGUUUGAUGCUUUUCCAAAGCAGAAAAGGGGUUUUGAUUUCCUAUGAUCUUAAGUUUGAUAAAGUCAAGGAAUUAGAUUUAAAUGGUUGUCCUGGAAGCUUGAGAGCUAUAAGUUUCAAAGAAAGCUUGAUACAAAUUCCACGUGGCACCGAGCACAGUACUCAAGUUCGAAAUUUUUAGAGAAGGUACAACUCUUCAAUUUUAAAUUGAUAAAAUAGCACUUUAUUUUCGAUAGAAUUUUCUUCAUCGAGAUUUGACAGUAUUUUUGUAGCUAGCUUCUUCAUUGAGUUAUUCUGGCUCUGCAUGUGUUGGCCCAAGAAUAGGUGAAGUUUUGAAGAAUGACAAAUGAAUUCAGUAAUGGACCA